Lymnaea stagnalis (great pond snail) is the source of this 4248-nucleotide messenger RNA. Lineage: Eukaryota; Metazoa; Mollusca; Gastropoda; Lymnaeidae. The record is from the annotation of a GenBank genome assembly.
GUUUGCAGUACAAAGUUUGAGUAUUAUUAUAAAGCCAAUUAUUUCCAGGUUGACCAUUUGUAUUAUGACCUUGUGAACAUUAAAAAAAAAACAUGUUCAAGACAUUCUCACAAUCACUUUUAGCUUCUAAAAGUUUAGAGGCUCGAAGGUAAUAGAGCUGGGUAAUCUAUAAGAACAGCGGUAGCGUUUUGUAAUCUUUGUUUAGUUUAAGUUUAGUAGGUACUUGAAUACGAAUAUUAAAAAAAAUUGAAAUAAUUUUUUAAAUAAUACAGUACUUUUUGAGCUACGAAUUUUUAAAGUGUGAGUUCGUUUGAUAUUUUUUACUAUGGACAAACCUCCAUAUCUUGUGACAUCAUUCCGCUGAUCGCGUCAUGUGCAAUGACUAUAUACUUUAUAUAAGGCAACGCAUCCCCUAUCACUAAAAUACUGUUUAGGGUCGACUUAGUUUAAACUUUCACAUUUGGCACAUGAAUAAUUAAUUAAAGCUUUCCCUGACCAAUGGUUUAAUAGUUUUUGCACACGGCAAACUCUUAUGAAUGAAAUUCUGAGGUAGUACUACGAUACAGCCAUUAUGCAAGUGGCUGUGAAUGGUUGCCAAUGACAACGUGUUGCACACUGUAAAUUCUGAUCAUUUAUAAUAUGGACUCUAACGGGUUUUUAAAGCUCAAAUUAAAACAUUCCAGUUUAAAUGUCUUCAAAAUGUAUUCUGAAACACAAGUUAUCAAAUAUUUUGAUGUAAAUAGUGGUAAUAAUUUAAUAUUUCGUAAGUAUCUGCAACUUCCGCCAUUAAAAAGGGGGCGAGGCCCAUGCCAUGUCGAAAUUAGGCUGAGCGAACUGCAUGACCUGCUGCGAAAUCGUAGAAACAUGGCCUCUCUCAUAAAACACAUAUCGCUUUGAAAAUUGGCAUAUUUGUAGAUCAAUACAUACCCCAGAUGCAUAAAAAAUUUGGUAGUGACAUGUCUUUUACUUCAACUUAAUUUUAAUGGUUGAAGUUGCCUUAUAUUCACCAGGAAUUUUCUCAAAGCUGACUAAUUGUAAAUGAAAAAGAAAUUGAUUAAAAUGUAGGCCAAGAUGUCCUUUAAAGGGAAAGGCCAGAAGAGGAACACAAUUCUGGGAUAUAGUAAUUAUUUUAUGAAUGAAAUAGUUCCACUAUCAAAAAAUUAAAAACUUGGAUUUUCGCGCGCCGACGCCUAUUUCCCACACAAAUUUUUUAGUAGUCCCUCUUGCUUCAUCAAACUACCUACCUAAUGCCUAAUAAUAUAGUAUAUUAUUUACCUACAAGUGUAUGGCAUCCUUCCAUCUUCGCGAGACGAUGGAGUAGCUAUGUAGUCCUACACUUCGACGUGUGGCUCACUAGGUCACUAGGCCAAUCCUAGAAUGACAAUCUGAACUGCAUUUCUCGCAGGAGAAUAUUGAUUCCUGGUAAGAUCUUGACUUCCGUAUUGUUCUUUUUGUUGCAAGGGCCUCGUUUCGCGUACUUCUGCCUUUUUUACUCUUUCAUACAGUGCUGUUCGCCAGCUGGAACGUUGUUCGGCAAUGAGCUCCCAUUCGUUGUUUUCAAUAUUGGCUUCCCUCAUGUUCCUUUUGCAAACGUCCAUAAAUCUCAGGCAUGGCCGUCCAAUAAUUCUUGUCCCAGCAGCAUCUUUGGGAUACGGCCUUCCUCCAUUCUCCUUACAUUGCCUAACCAGCGUAGUCGCCUCUUGCUAAGAAACGAGAAUAUGCUAAACAUGUAUGCACUUUCCAAGCUUUCUCUGAUGAAUGGUUUAAUAGCUUUUGCACUUGGCAAACUCUUAUGAAUGAAACUCUGACCCAGUAUCAUGGCAUAGCCAUUAUGCUAGUGACCGUGAAUGGCUGCCCAUGACAACGUUUUGCACACGCAAAUUAUGAUCAUUUAUAAUAUGGACUCUACCGGGUUUUUAAACCUCGAAUUAAAACAUAUUUAUUUAAAUUACUUCUAGGUUCAUUCUAAAACACAAGUCCUGUAUUUUGAGAGAUAAUACUUGUUAUUUAUUAAAGUAGACUAUUUAAAUCUGUUAGUAGGUUUCAUAAUCACUUUUUAGAAAUCUUUUCAAAAGUUAAAUUUUUAUUAUAAUUAUUUUAUAAAACUAUUUUCAUCAUAGGUUGUUAAUAGCACAACUUAGGUAUUUACAGUUGACAUCAGCUAUACAUGCAGAUGACACCAAGGAAAAAAUCGAACCAAGCAAAGAUGUAAAAGAUGUGACUUCCGCCAGUAAAGUCUCAAAAGUUGCUCCUGCUAAAAAAGAAACAAUUAAAGGCAAAGAAAUUAUUGAAGAACCUAACAGUGUGAAGAAAGGGUAUGCAUUUUUGCAGUAGAACUGGCAAUGAUAUUUUUGAAACUUCAGUGUCUCCUAAAGUCACAUAUCAAGACAUGUGUUACAGAUAUUUAACUUUUUGUUAUUAAGGAAGUAGGGAAAAAUUGAAAAAAGAAAUCACCAAACACACUACCUAUACCAUUUUGAGAAGAAUAUCAAGUCAAAGAUUUAAUUAAAUGUGUGAGACGUUAAUUUGAAAUGUAUGAUUCAGUGUCUUUUUUCCACAUCACUUAAACUAAAAGCCUGCAUCAGCAACUUAAGUGUAUCUCUUUGUUUUAUUUUUGAAGACAGGUUUCUUUAAAUGAGAACCUGAGGAAAGCAGCAGUGAGAGUGGCCAGGUCACUGCCAGGUGAUUGGACAAGGACAGCGGAUGAACUUCUGACACGUUUACAGAUGCAUUCUAAUCCUGAAAACAUAGGUGACCAGGAAACAAGUGAGGAGAAGCCUAGGUAAUUAAAAGCAAGUUUGGUGAUCUUUAAGAUCAGGGCUGCAUAAGUAGUCCUGUAGGUUUUAGUUGGUGAUAAAGAUCCUAAAAAGUAUGAACUCAAAAAGCUAAUAAAUGGAGCAAAAAAUUGACUAUAGUUUUUUUUAUGAAGUAUCAUUGCAUUAUGAAAAUUUUGCUUUAAAAGUAGACUAUGUUCAGGGUCUUCAUAGCAAAUAUGUAUACAUUUUUUUUUAUUAGGUCCCAAAUGUUGUACUGCAUCCUCAGUGAAAUAUUUUUUUAAAGAGUUUAAACCGGUAUUUAAAAGAACAAAGCACUUAUUAAAAGAAAAUUGAUAGAUCUCAUGACAAAAUUAAUCAGACCAAUCGUCAUUUUAUCCCCAGUUCUCUGCUGUCAACUAUGAAAGUUUCUAGAUGUAAGUGAUUGAAGUUGUUUUUUUGUUUUUUGUGUAUGCUAAAUAUUUCUUCUUAGUGUGUCAUUUUAAAAAAUAUUUUAUUGAAUUUUUGUUUUAAAAUAAAUAUUUUGAAAAUAAAUGUUAAAUUUUGGAUACCUCAUUUAUAUUUUCCUAUUUUUUUUCUUCUUUCUGUAACAGUAUCGAUGCCGUCAAGACAGAGAGUGCAUGAAGACAGACAAAGAAUAAGGUAAGUCACUUCUUAUAUUUUCAAACACUUUUUGAUUUUUGCAUUUAAUUAUUUUAAAAACCAAUAUUACAAUUUUUUAAAACAGUAACAAUUUUCAGCACAGAUAUUAUUUUUAUCUGAUUCAUGCACACUACAUCACUUAGUCCUAAAUAAUGAAAUAGGAUAACAUAGUGUUUCUGUUAGCUAAUACUUAUGGAUUUUUUUUUUUACCAUUAGGGAAACAAGUGACAAGUGGGACAAUGAGUUACCUUAUACCACUACGGCAAAAGGUAAGUUAGUAUAUUUAAAGUAUGUUAGUAUAUUUAGAGGUAAUUAAUUAUUGUUGUUUGUCUUCGAAAAGCUCAAAACCCUUGGAGAAAAAAUAUUCUUCUUUGUAAAAAGUAUGUGAUUGAAAAUAUAAUUUAAAAAAUGACCAAUUUUUUUUAUCUACAGCUGAUACCAAAGUGCAAUUAACCAGGUAGAUGUUUAAAAAAAUUAUUAGACAGUUACCCUGCAAUAAAAAAUAUUAUAAUUGUUAAAGAUAUAACAGCUGUCAUUAUAUAUCACAGUUUUUGUCCAUUAAAGAAUGUAGUAUGAAUUAAAUCUAAAGGUUUGUCCACUUUUGUAAAAAUAAACCAUUAACUCCCAAUGCAAGAAAGUGGUAUGAUUUUAGUUGAAUUAUUUUGUUUACAAUUUAGUAAUUAUAAAUUAAAAGCUCUCAAUUAAGUAGUAUUUUAACUACUGUGUUUUAAAAAUUUUUUGUUUAUUACUGAAAUAUUCUUUCAUUUUCAUACUAGGGGAGAACGUGGAGAAGGAAAAAAUUGGGAACAUUUCGAAAUCCCACAUGACAGAA